CGAAGCACAACCCCCUAUAAGGUCUCUAGCUACGGAACACCUGUUCACAGUUUUCCUGCCUUUGAAUCUCUUUGCGCAGCGAAAGCGCUUCAGAAGCGCCGAGGCGCGUAGCUCCCGGCGUCCACUCUUCAGAGGUUAGGGAGUAGCUCCUGGGGGACUGGAAGUUGGGUCCCUAACCUCGUUGCCCUAGGUCUCCAAGUCAUUUCGAAUGCGCUGGGUCAGGGGCGUUUUGGUUUCUUCGGGAGAUCCAAGACAAUCAUACCUUUGCAUGUGGGAGAGAGGCUCCAACCUUUUGAACAGCUGGAGUCACGACUACCUGGAGUCUCAAAGUAAUUACCUCGGAAAAUCAGUACAAGUACUACAAGUACCUGUCUUUAUGGGGUCAUGCCCCGUUUUUCCAAGUUGUUCCACACUCCGUUUUUGAAGGGACCUCCGCGUCUGUUCGCUUUCUGGAUCGACUUCCCAUGCAUUUUCGAGGCAGGUCGUUGCCCUGGCGCGACCAGAAGCUCCAGUCGCCCACGUGUCAGGAGGAGCACCUUCGUUUGGCGCUGGAGCGGCUCUUCCUGGGCGCCGGCGCCCGCGGAAGAACCCGCGUCGCCCGCGUCGGGCGGGCAGCCCGUGACGCCCUGGAAGACCGCAAGACGACCAGCCCUGACCGCCCAGAGGAGACUCUGAGCGGCCCGAGCUUCGAGACUCUGAGCCAGCAGAGGAGGAGAAGAGAACUCUUGGCGCUGAUCCUCAUGUGGCCGCUGCUGCUCGUUGCGGCGCGAGUCGGGGGGAUCGUGACCCACCUGGAGCACGACCAGUCCACCGGUCCGCGUCACAUCCGUCACGUCGGUAGGUCAACCAAGGGAUCCUGGUGACCCAUAGCCAGAUGGAGAAAAUCAUUAUAAUCAAGAUAUGACGUGAAGCUGAAGCUGGCGGAAUGAAUUGGCAUGAAUAUGAAUGAACCUCACCUGUGCUAGCCGUUGAUCUUUUAGAAGAUGCUUGAAGAGUCUUACCCUACAAAGCCUCCCCUUGUAGAUGUAUACAUGCAUCGCUGUUCCAUAUGUCCUCAUGACAGCCUUAAGGGCCUUGACCCAUGACAGUUGUCGGAAUGCUGUGCGGAACAGGUGAUGGUGUUGACCUACCAUUGCUGCCCCAGGACGGGUGACGAGCAACGAUCUUCGCGCAAAAUGAUGUUGCAGAAGAAGGACCAGUGAGGGCUCAAAGUUGGCCCCAGCCCAGGUCCGGUGGAAAGAAUCAAUCCACAGCAGACAGAGACAAGUGAUGAGCAAGUGAGACUGGGAAGUCGCCACACACACGCAAGAUUGAGG
This is a messenger RNA of Durusdinium trenchii, 1316 nucleotides long. Lineage: Eukaryota; Dinophyceae; Suessiales; Symbiodiniaceae. The record is from the annotation of a GenBank genome assembly.